CUUGUGAUAGUUUUAAUGAACUUAGCUUUGGUAGCUGCAACUGCUGUGGUUGAUAAUGCUUUUUCUCUGGCAAGAUUCGGUGUUCGUCACGUGGACAAGAGACUGCGAUGUGGAAUAUUCAAAACUUUAGCUGCCCACCAUGUUGACUGCCAGGAGCUGUGUGCAGACACCUUAAACUGCUUCUCGACGAACACUUAUAAAAAUGGAACAGACGUUUGUGAGUUGGUCAGAGGAACAAAGAAUUCUUUCGAUGAUAAAGAAUGCUUUGAGAAGAAAGAUGGAGGAAUUCAUAGUGAGUUAUCGUCCACUAACUUUGGGAAUACUCUUCGUAAAGCUCUGCCCGAUGGUUGGUUUCAACUUGGAUCAUCUGCAUUCAAGUUUAUCCCAACCCAAACCAGGACAACAGUGCUCGAGGCCAAUGCCACGUGUAUUGCUAAUCAAGCAGAAGUGGUUCUCAAGUUCCAAAGUGCAUUGCACAAGCAAUUUGUUUUUGCAGUUUUUCCUGAAGCAGAUAAAUACCAUGAAGUACGCGAAAUGGGGCCAACAAAGAUCUGGAAACUGGAUGGUUUAGAUUCAGACGUGAAGAUAUAUGGUGGUGCAUCAUACCAGGAAGACGAUGAUACUAUCGACGCUGUCCUUGAAUUACCAGGCACUGCAGGCUCUUAUGCAACAACCCCCAAGUUUGCCCUCUCACAAGUAAACUUCACAAUCUCAUUCUGGAUAAAGUCAUCUGAUUUCAGCCCCUUUACGACGGCAGAUACCUCGCCACAGGUUUACUCGUCAUGGGGCAAUCCCCAUGUAUUUGCAAUUACCCCAAACAUGUUUACGGCCAGGAAAGUAUACUUGCAAAGAGGCACGCGGUUCAAGGUUACACAUGGAAGGGGUUUGCCAACCAAUCAAUGGGUAAACAUAGUCGCAAUCUGGAACCGCUACUCCUUGGGAGAAGGCUUGGCGUCGAUGUAUAUCAACGGAGAAAAAGUAGGCCAGGAGCUUGUAACGGACAAUAAUCCGAAGGGAGUUGGAUUCCCAAACCCUCCAGUCGAUGUGUUCGACAUUGGUUACAACAGGGAAACUGCAGCAGUGAUGAAAGGAAAACUACGGGGUAUUGUGGCAUUCUUACGACCACUUUACCAAAAAGAUAUAAACGAGCUCAGAGACGCCCUUGAUCACAGAUUCCCCAAAGUCAUUUGCAGGAAGCAAGUUUGAAAUUACCAAACAAGGAAGAGGAAUUUCASCGAGCUAAUUUAUAUACAUCAGUUGCGGCAUGAGACGGGCACUGCUUAGUCUUCGAAACUACAGUAAAAAGGCCAAUAAGUAGGCAAGAGGAAUACACGUAUAUAUAUGAACUGUUUCACACAAAAGCACAUUGUUUAUACUGCAUUGUUUAUUCUUUAAUAUAGUUAAGAGAAAAAAAGGACACCGAUUUGGGAGAACAUUUGCAACAUUUUGGAUGUCGGUAUAUGUCCUUGUCCCAAGACUAUAUCACGUUAGCUAGCUAGGUGUUAAAGGAGCCGUCCCAGGGUGAUGCUUUGCGCGCCUCGAAUUACAGCGAAGACCUUGAUCAGCGCCAUUUUCGAUGACAUCGAAAUUAUUUUUAGUGAUAGCUUACACAAUCCGUCUAAAAUCUGAAACAUCUCUAACUUUUUCCUUAUAAAUUCGAUAUAUAUUAGUUCUUUAUGUAACAUAUAUUCRUUUUCUUGAAUUAUUUCGAAUAUUGAGUCUUUUUAAACGUCUUAUUUUGAGUUUGCCGAUAUGGCUCCAAAUCAACGUAACGGAAAUCUUCUCGCGGUCGUCCACKUCGGAAAGAAGAAA
Messenger RNA from Exaiptasia diaphana, 1812 nucleotides. RefSeq lists its product as uncharacterized. Lineage: Eukaryota; Metazoa; Cnidaria; Anthozoa; Actiniaria; Aiptasiidae. The record is from RefSeq and is a predicted model, not a curated record. Bases 16 to 1206 code for a protein of 396 amino acids. The transcript is spliced from 7 exons.